Nestor notabilis (Kea) is the source of this 960-nucleotide messenger RNA. RefSeq names its product protein FAM83C-like. The annotation marks the transcript as partial. The record is from RefSeq and is a predicted model, not a curated record. Gene Ontology annotation, biological process: epidermal growth factor receptor signaling pathway. The transcript has 3 exons. Lineage: Eukaryota; Metazoa; Chordata; Aves; Psittaciformes; Psittacidae.
AAGGAACCUGUUGGGAGGAGCUCAGGAGUGCAGGAGGGCCAGAAAAGACCUGGAACCAGACAGGGGACUAAUCCAGCUGGAGAGGCACUUCCUAGCAGCAACAGUUCCAGUCAUGUUCAACUACCUAGCAGUAGAGGUGAGACCACAGUUCCACCGCAACUAUGGGGGACAGCAAGGGGUGUCUGGGCCACUGAAGAGCCGUCUAGAGCAACUGAAGAAGCCGUGGUGGAGGGAGCCCACGCCACUGGUGCUCCAGCACAGUGAAACAGCCAGGCUUGCUAUAGAUGCCUUUCUUGAGCAGGGCGAACGUGGCUACCUGAAUGCCAUCACUGAGGAACGGGAGCUGCCUUUUCUUUCCACCCUGGACAUGGAAUAUAUGAGCCAUCAGAGAAAUCAAAGCUUUCCAGAUCCCAGUGCAAUGAAAGAUAAAGAUGCUGACCCUGGUGAUGUGGACACCGCAGAUAGGUCCUCCCUCAACUCUGAACUAACAUCUGGCACCUACUUUCCACUGAUGUCUGAUGUGCACCCUCCAGAGCUGGAGCUGGGCUGGCCAGGGAUGCCCCUCCUCACAGCAGCUGGCCAGACUCAAGCCACUGUGAUUUUCCAAAGAAACAAAGCCAACAGCAUUAAGGAUUUGCUCCGGUCUCUGAUCAGCCGGGCACGGACGGUGAUAGCAAUUGUGAUGGAUCUGUUUACAGACAUGGAAAUACUGUGUGACCUGCUGGAGGCCUCAAGCAGGCGGCACGUCCCUGUUUACCUGAUCCUGGAUGAAGAGUACUUGAAGCAUUUUGUGGAAAUGUGCAAUAAAAUGGCUCUCACUCAGGACAACUUCCCAAACAUGCGCAUAAGAUGUCUGAGUGGAGACACGUACUACAGCAAAGCAGGCAAGAAAUUUGCAGGCCAAGUUCUGGAGAAGUUUAUCCUGAUUGAUUGCGACCAAGUUCUUGCUGGUACAUACAG